Penicillium longicatenatum is the source of this 720-nucleotide messenger RNA. RefSeq names its product HD domain-containing protein. Lineage: Eukaryota; Fungi; Ascomycota; Eurotiomycetes; Eurotiales; Aspergillaceae. Bases 1 to 720 code for a protein of 239 amino acids. The record is from RefSeq and is a predicted model, not a curated record. The transcript has a single exon.
AUGGCAGCAACUCCCAGCAUGUCAGUAUCCAGCCCGCAAUUUGAGAGUUUAUACAACGAAAUGUCCACUUUCGUGGAUACGUGUAUGUCGGGCCAUGACCCUUCCCACAACCCGCCCCAUGUUCAUCGGGUGGUCAAACUGGCUCUCAAAAUCCUGGACGCAGAACGCCAGCUAGACCCACAAGCACAGUACUCCGGCACUGUGGUGAAGCUUGCUGCCCUGCUUCAUGAUAUCGGGGAUCGAAAGUACUUGCCAAACAUGUCGACGGAUACAGCCGUGGCAGCGUCUUUGGAUCCAAAGACAAUGGUCGAACAUGCACUAUUGCAGCGUGGUGCACCCGCAGACCUAGCCUCCAGAGUACAGACUAUCGUCUCUCAUGUAUCGUAUUCCACAGAACGCAAGGAUCCCUCCGUGAUCCGACGACUGAUAGAUCAAGAGGGCUUGGUAGAGCUGGCAAUUGUGCAAGAUGCCGAUCGACUGGACGCGAUAGGGGCUAUUGGCAUUGGGCGUUGUUUUACCUUUUUGGGGGCGCAAGGAAAGAAAUUUGCUGGAGAAGGCGGGUGGGUCAUGAAUAAUGCAAUUGAACAUUUCGAAGACAAGUUGGUGAAAAUAGAGGGCAUGAUGAAAACGACGACGGGCAGGAAGAUGGCUCGAGUGCGGACAGAGAGAUUGAAAGUCUUCGAGGGAUGGUGGGAAGAGGAGAUGGCGGAGGCAGCUUAG